GUAGACGGGUGGCUUUUUUGAAUUUUUCGAUUCAAGUUCAGUUGAGAACAAGGACUCAUCGAAGAACCAGGAAAAAAAAAAUUGCUUUAACAUAAUUCAAUAAAUAUGGUUUUGCAAGUUACCACUGCCAAUAACGUAAAAGUAUAUACCGUUUCAGGUGGUCUUGGUUCAAGAUCUAUUCCCGAUUGGCUCGUACGUCAAAAGAAGAAGGCCUUAAAGAAGGAUUUCGAUUUCCGUACAAGAGUCGAACUUAUUCAGGAUUUUGAGUUUCCCGAAGCUUCUAAUCGUCUCAAAACAACAAGAGAUGGUAAAUUUGUUGUCGCUACUGGUACUUACAAACCUCAAAUGAGAGUUUUUGAGUUUGCUGACAUGUCAAUGAAGUUUGAGCGUCACACCGAUGCCGAGACUCUUAAUUUCGAGAUUUUAUCCGAUGACUGGACUAAACAAGCACUUUUACAAAACGAUCGUUCCGUCGAACUUCAUUCUCAAGGCGGUAUUCAUUAUCGUACUCGUAUUCCCAAGUUUGGCCGAGAUCUCGCUUACCAUUUUCCUUCUUGUGAUCUCAUGGUUAGUGGAUCUGGUUCCGAAGUUUAUCGUUUGAAUUUAGAUCAAGGACGAUUCUUGAAUUCGAUCCAAACUGAUUCCGAAGAAGGUGUUAACUGCAUUGAGAUUAACCCUGCCCAUCAAUUGUUUGGUAUGGGUACAGCUAAGGGUACAGUGGAAUUAUGGGAUCCUAGAUCCAAAUCUCGUGUAGGUCUUUUAUCUCAAUUAGACGUACCCGCACAAUUUGGUAGAGAUGAUAAUACAGCUUUGGAAGUAUCUGCAUUGAAGUUCCGUGAUGAUGGUCUUACUAUGGGUGUAGGUACCACUACAGGUCAUACAUUAUUAUACGAUUUACGUUCUACUGUUCCUACUCUUGUUAAAGAUCAUCAAUAUGGUUUCCCUAUCAAGACCAUUCAUUUCCAUAAGGGCUCUCCUGGAGCCAAUGAUUCAGAAACUGGUGGUGAUAAGGUUAUCGUUGCAGAUUGUAAGAUUGUCAAGAUUUGGGAUCGUGCAAGUGGCAAACAUUUCACAUCCAUUGAACCCGAAACAGAUAUCAAUGACGUGACAACAGUGGAUGAUAGCGGUUUGAUUUUCACCGCCAAUGAAGGUAUCCAAAUGGGUUCUUACUUCAUUCCUCAAUUGGGCCCUGCCCCUCGCUGGGCAUCCUUCUUGGAAAAUCUUACAGAAGAGAUGGAAGAAAACCCCAACCGCGAUAUCUACGACGAAUACAAAUUUAUCACUCGCAAAGAACUUACAGCACUUGGUUUGGAACAUCUUAUGGGUACCAAUGUACUCAAGGCUUAUAUGCAUGGUUUCUUUGUCGAUUUACGUUUGUAUGAAAAGGCUAGAUUGAUUGCCAAUCCUUUCGCCUAUGAUGAAUACCGUGAUCGUGCUGUCAAGGAUAAGAUUGAGAAGGAACGUGGUUCUCGUAUCCGUGCUGUUAAACAAUUGCCUAGUGUCAACAAGGCACUUGCUAAACAACUUAUGGCCGAGAAAUCCAGUGGUGCUAAGAAGGGUGAUGUUAUGGGCGACAACCGUUUCGCCGAUCUCUUUGAAGAUCCCGACUUCCAAGUUGAUGAAAGAUCAAAGGAAUUCCAAUUGUUACAUCCUUCAGUCAAGCAUAAAAAUCAUCGUGAUGACGAAGACGAGUCUGAAGAAGAGAUUGUACAAGAAGCUACACCAAUGGAUGAAGAUAUGGGCAGUGGAUCGGAAAGUGAAGACGAUAUUGUUACAAAGAUUCGUAAGGGUAGAGGAUUAGAAGUACGUGAUAGAAAGCAAACGUCAACAUCUAUUCGUACUGGAGGACAAAAGAAGCGUGGGCCUGAGAUGCGUAUGGGCACAGCUGGUGGUAGAAUGACUGGUAAGAGUGAUACUAAGAAAUCAUUCGGAUCAAGAUUAGAAACGCAAGACAGCCGUCGUAAGAAUGAGGGCCAUAAGAUGUCUCGUACUGCUAUGGGUGGUAUGGAAAUGUCUUUCACACCUCAAUCUGGAAAAAGUAAAAACAAGAAAGAUCAAGGUGGCGAUAACAAGGACAAGUACAAGAAUAAGCGUCGUGCAUAAUUUUGUUCUCAAUUUAUUAUUUUUAUUUUCAAUUAUUCAUUUCCCAUUUUUCACCUAGACUUACCCUUUUCAACACCCACACACACACACACACACACACUUUCUCGCCGUUUUUUCUUCAAUUAUAUCAUUUCCCUGUAUUAUUUUUUUAUAACAUUUUCUUUUUUUUUUUUUUAACUUUUUGAAUAUAAACCGUGACUUGCUUGUACAUUUUUUUUUUAAACUUUUUCUCUCUUUUGCUAAUAUGAAUUUUCAAGAACAGGUAC
Mucor mucedo is the source of this 2369-nucleotide messenger RNA. Its product is annotated as WD40-repeat-containing domain protein. Gene Ontology annotation, cellular component: nucleolus; nucleus; 90S preribosome. Lineage: Eukaryota; Fungi; Mucoromycota; Mucoromycetes; Mucorales; Mucoraceae. The transcript has 3 exons. Gene Ontology annotation, molecular function: protein binding. Gene Ontology annotation, biological process: maturation of SSU-rRNA from tricistronic rRNA transcript (SSU-rRNA, 5.8S rRNA, LSU-rRNA). The record is from RefSeq and is a predicted model, not a curated record. Bases 106 to 2103 code for a protein of 665 amino acids.